AGGAGCCGGUGAGGGACCGGGGGGUCACAUGACUUUGCGGAAGUAGUUAGGCAGAGAAGCAAAAUGGCAGAAGGAGGUGGAGGUGACCAAGGAAAUACACCGCCGGAUCCCAUUGUGGAAGUAGGAGCCGUGCUGUUAAAGGAUUUCAUCUACGAGCGGAUUCAACGGCAUGUAGAUGGCGACGCUGUCGUGACCAGGGAACAGCUGGGCGCAAAGGAGCUGUGUGACCCAAACCAUAAGAAGCUCGCUCAGUGUCUUCAGCAGAUCGGAGACGAACUGGAUGGAAACCUUGAGCUACAAAGGAUGAUCAAUGACUCUGCCCUCAUCCCAACAAAAGACGUGUUCUUUAAAGUCGCCUGUCAGAUCUUUUCUGACGGUAGAUUCAACUGGGGUCGAGUGGUUGCUCUAUUUUACUUUGCCUGUCGUCUUGUCAUAAAAGCUCUUAUAACUGAAAUCCCUGAAAUCAUCAGAACAAUUAUCAACUGGACUAUAGACUACCUCCGGAAUAAUUUGAUCAACUGGAUAAGGGAGCAAGGCGGCUGGGAGGGUAUUCGUUCCUACUUCGGGUCGUCCACAUUGCAGACCUUAGGGGUUUUCCUGGCUGGUGUUCUUACCACCGUUAUAGUCAUACGCAAGAUGUGAGGGCCGUUGGAGAAGCAGGGAGGAGAAAGAUGGGAGGAACUACGACUGAGGUAACAGGAACAAAAGGAUGAUGAUCAGAGGGUCGACAAGAGCAAGUCAAAAAGUUGAGCUUGAAGAACUUGUGUAAGGAGAACCACAAUCCCUGUGAAAGUGGGAGUUGGACUGAAAGCGCUGUUGUACCUGUGAUCGAUGUGCCACUGAGGAGGAGAGCUGUGCAUGAUGCACAAAAGCAGAAGGAUGGGGAGGACUUUAGACUUUAACAAAGAAGGAAAUUUAAAUAAUUUAUUUUUUGCUUGGUACAAAGUCACUGCACUCUGUUUCUUACCCUAAAAGCAAAGUUCAGCUGGAUGAAGAGGGUUCUCUCUGUUAUUUUAGUUGUAGUGCUCUUUCUUUCGUUUUUUUGGUUUUCAUCAUUAUCAUCAUCAUCAUCAUCAUCAUCAUCAUCAUCAUAUCUGUAUGCGAGCCAGGCUUCAUUCAUAUGUAUGUAUGAGUAGUACCUAAUGGAAAAUCUUCAACAAACUGCCACCUACGGACAUAUUUGAUGAUGGUCACAUCAAGUCGAGCUCACAUGGUGUUUCUACAAACAAUUAUUAUGGUUAGAGAGUCGCAACUCCACCGGUUAUAACCAUUAGGUUAAAACAGUUAAUUUGUCUCCCUGUCCUAUCAUAAAUCCAUGGCCUCUUAUUAUGUCAGGGAAUAACAAAAAGUGCCUAAUCAAUGAGCUAUGUUCACAUUUUGUUUACGUUUCAAAUUAAUCCUCCUGUUUGAAAGAAACACAGCCUCACUGAGCUAUUAGACCUACUGAAAAUGCCUGGAUGAAUUUAAACCUUUGCUGUUUUGGGUGGUUUGCAAAGCCAUUACGACCUUAAUGUGACUCCUAUUGAAAAAAUAACAUUUGUUUUGUAUUUGCACAUUGAGCCAUGUGUCAUGAUCCAACAGUUGCUUUGGCCCAUGAAAGAAGUUGUGCUGCAUACUAGGGUUGUCACGAUAUUAAAAUUUUAAACUCGAUACUGAUACUAAACAAAAAUACUUGAUACCGUUAUCGAUACCGCAGUAAAUAAUUUUGAAAGCACAGGGUUCUUUCUAGCUAAGAAAAAGAUUAAAAUAUGACAAUCUUUUACUUUUGUAGCUGGGGCAACACCAAGAAGAAGGGCACAAGUCUGCCCUUAUUUAGAAAAAUAUAGAAUUUAAAAAGGUUACUUGUGCGAUUGGCAAAACGGUAAACAACCCUGAGUAAAAGUGUUGAUAUCUUUUAUGGAACUGUCUAGCUUUGAUUUAGUCAUCCAAUUAUUUUGAUUUAUUAUAAGGGCUUAUCUUUAGUGUACAACUGUGUGCUUCCAUUUUCCUAAUUGCUGUUGAUACAAAUACAAUUUACUACUGAGGGACAAAUAAAGCAUAAUUCUAAACUAA
This is a messenger RNA of Fundulus heteroclitus (mummichog), 2052 nucleotides long. Its product is annotated as apoptosis regulator BAX. Lineage: Eukaryota; Metazoa; Chordata; Actinopteri; Cyprinodontiformes; Fundulidae. The record is from RefSeq and is a predicted model, not a curated record. The transcript is spliced from 6 exons. Gene Ontology annotation, molecular function: protein homodimerization activity; protein heterodimerization activity; channel activity. Bases 64 to 642 code for a protein of 192 amino acids. Gene Ontology annotation, biological process: positive regulation of apoptotic process; release of cytochrome c from mitochondria; mitochondrial fusion. Gene Ontology annotation, cellular component: mitochondrial outer membrane.